Molecule: messenger RNA, 1197 nt
Organism: Aspergillus ruber CBS 135680
Lineage: Eukaryota; Fungi; Ascomycota; Eurotiomycetes; Eurotiales; Aspergillaceae
Product: amid-like NADH oxidoreductase
Exons: 6
Coding region: 1-1197 (398 amino acids)
Cellular component (GO): cytoplasm
Molecular function (GO): flavin adenine dinucleotide binding; electron-transferring-flavoprotein dehydrogenase activity
Source: RefSeq, a predicted model, not a curated record
AUGGCCAACACACUCAGAAAUAUCAUCGUUGUUGGAGGAUCCUUUGUGGGAAAGGCUACUGCUUCAGAACUGGCGAAUGUCGUUCCAAAUACGCAUAGGGUUCUCUUGGUUGAACCGCAUAGCCACUUCCACCAUUUGUUCACUUUCCCACGAUUUGCUAUUGUCCCCGGCCAUGAACAUAAAGCAUUUAUCCCAUACACUGGGCUCCUUUCUUCCAACUUGAAGGGCUCUCCCUCGCGCCAUUCCGUCAUCCAAGCACGUGCUCUAUCAGUCCAACCGCACCAUCUCCAGCUAGACCGGGAAUGGCAGGGGUCGAACCAAAUCCAAUUUGAGUACCUUGUCGUCGCAACAGGCACGCGCCUUGCGCAGCCUGCGGGGAUGAAGCAUGACGAUAAACUUUCUUCCGUGUCGUAUCUGCAGAAACACCAAGCAGAUGUCAAGCGCUCCAAGUCCAUCGUCAUCGUUGGCGGCGGAGCUGUUGGUGUGCAAAUGGCGACGGACUUGAAAGAAUAUUAUCCGGACAAGGAAAUCACGGUCGUGCAGUCCCGGCCAAAGCUCAUGCCCCAGUUCCACGAAAAGCUCCACGAGAUUGUCAAGGCUCGUUUCGAUGAGCUUGGUAUCAAGCUCGUAACCGGUUCCCGCAUCGCAGUUCCCCCAGCUGGCUUCCCGAAUACCGGCACACCGUUCAAGGUCCAAUUAACAAACGGAGCCGAGCUAACAACCGACUUUGUCAUCAUGGCCACCGGCCAAACACCGAACAACCAGCUCGUCAAAGACCUACCACUCUCAGCAGCGUCAUCCAUCACGAACCCCGACAACGGAUUUAUUCGUAUCCGGCCAACGAUGCAAUUCCAAGACCCGAAUUACUCGCAUCUGUUCGCUGUUGGUGACAUUGCUGACACUGGGGUGCGCAAGGCUGCGAGGCCGGGUGCUGCACAGGCGGGUGUUGUGGCGAGGAAUAUCCAAGCGCUGAUCGAGGGGAGGACGCCUGAGGAGAACUUUGAGAGAGCUCCUGGGGCCAUUCAUAUUACAUUGGGAUUGAAACAUAACAUUGUUUUCCGGAAUCCGAAUGUAGCGGAGGGCCAGACUGAACCGACAAUUAUUCAGAAGCCUGAGGGACAAGAAGAUAUGAACGUGGAGGGAAUGUGGCAACGAUUGGGCGUUGCAAUUGAGAGCCAACACCAGUAUCAUCUGUAA